Molecule: messenger RNA, 429 nt
Organism: Metarhizium robertsii ARSEF 23
Lineage: Eukaryota; Fungi; Ascomycota; Sordariomycetes; Hypocreales; Clavicipitaceae
Product: ATP/GTP-binding protein
Exons: 2
Coding region: 1-429 (142 amino acids)
Source: RefSeq, a predicted model, not a curated record
AUGAAUGAUGACCCGAACACUACGAGCAAUUCUGCCCUCAAACAGAUUGAUUAUCCCGAGGGCAAAUACCCCGAGUAUCAAGCUGAGGGUCUACAGCACGUAAAAGCAGAGCUCAUCCGCCUGCUCGGAGAGAAGCAGAAAGACAUAGUCCUGGAUCUCGCCUUCUGGAACAGGAAGUAUCGCGAGGAGUACAAAGAGGCCAUUACUAAACACGGUGGACGCUGGCUUCUGGUAUUCCUCGACGCAGACAAGGAGGUUCUGCGGAGGAGAAUCGCUGAUCGGCGGGCACAGAGAGAUGCACUCUCUCUAAAUGACAAGAGAAGAGACGGUGACACUGCAUUUGAUGUUGACAAUGAGACUUUUGAAAUGUACUGGGAUGGAUUUGAGAGACCUGUGGGCGAGGGAGAGAUUGUGAUUAAGGUUCUGUGA